AUGUCAUGUUCUGACACACUUAUCAAACGAACGCAAAGAUUAUCCUUACAGCCCGAUACGGCCAAAGGUCCAAGGAGAACCGAAAGUAUCAGGAAAUACGUCAUGUCACCUUCUCCCAUCUCUGGUUCAAGUAUCGAUACGACCUCGGAACUUUCGUCGACGUCUAUGGGUCGAAGUGGGGAUAAAAUCAGAUGGAGAGAUAGGACGAUUUAUCGAAUUGGCAGGAAUGUCACCGCUGGAUUUCCAGUAGAUCUUGUAGAGCAGGAACGUCAAGAAGCUGAAAUUGGUACUGAUGAAAAACAUUAUCCAUAUCAUGGACCAGUGCUUGAUGUUCUCAAGUCUUCCUCAAGAUUGAAUUGUGGGAGGAUAUUGGAUAUAGGAACGGGCACAGGGAUAUGGGCAAUAGAUAUGGGCGAUCUUUUUCCACAUGUAGAUGUCAUAGGGAUAGACGAGGUAAACAUCCUGCCUGAAUUGGUGCCGCCGAACUGCGAAUCCGACUUGUUAAAACCCUUACCAUACCCACCAUCAAGUUUCGAUAUCAUCCAUAUCCGAUUCCUUUCAACUCGAGUUCGAUCCUAUCCUUCUAUACUCUCUCAAACCCUCUCCCUCCUCAGCCCAAACGGUCUUCUACUCCUAUUCGAGAACUUCACUUUCAGUCCACCUCAAACAGUUCACGAUAACACACCGAAAGGUGUUCAAGCAUUCUAUGAUUGUUAUAAACGAUCACUCUUUUCUUCCGGUAUCAAAGUCAUGGAUCAGGUAGAAUGA
Kwoniella botswanensis is the source of this 768-nucleotide messenger RNA. RefSeq lists its product as uncharacterized. Bases 1 to 768 code for a protein of 255 amino acids. The record is from RefSeq and is a predicted model, not a curated record. NCBI's taxonomy places the organism in Eukaryota, Fungi, Basidiomycota, Tremellomycetes, Tremellales, Cryptococcaceae. The transcript has 13 exons.